AAAAGCAAGUCAUCACUUAUCACCAUUCACUCCAGUACUCGCCCAGGACUCCGUUUCAUUCUCCGGAGGUUGUCUCCAUACGGAAAGGUCCAGAUUGAAGAUUCCGGCUCGGCGAUGGGGGAAGAGCACCUCUCGUUGGAUGCUGACUUCGACGACGAUUACAUAGAAGAUGGUGAAGAUGUUGAGAUGCUUGAUGUUGAAGAAGGAGAAUUGGUGGAGGACGAAACUCCUCAAACGGAUGUCGGAAAAAGCAGCGGCGGAGAGGUAACAAUGGGAAAUCAAGGUGCUCAAAGUAAAAAUCAAAGACGCCGAGCGAACAAGAAGAGGAACAGAAAAAGGAGAAACAGUUCGGGUCAAAAACCCGUAGACGUAGACAGGUUUGUGUUAGAGACGUGCAGGCGUCUGAGGGAGAGGAAGAAGUACAUGGUGUACACUGCUGUGGGCGUUCUGGGGUUUUCUGCAUUUAGUGAUAUAGUCAGAGAGGUGGAUGCAAUUCAAGCUUGUGGAGGUCAGAUGACUGCUGACAGGAGACGUAAUCGAACUGGUGGUGGCAUAUUAUGGAACGUAAUCAAGGCACGAGAACCAGCAGCUUAUGGAGAGAUAAUGAAAAAAACAAAGGAAUUUGAGAAGCAAUUUAAGAAACAAAACAUAAGGCAACCACCAAGACAGGACGAAGAGGGCUCCUCCAGAGUAACUGUCACUGAUGGAGCUUCAAGCAGUGCUCAAGAUGAUUCUCAGUUCAUGCCUCAAAACCAGCCUGGGCAGUUCAGCUCUGAUGCAAAACGUAAAUCUGUUCAUGAGAGGAUUAGGGUUCCAGUCUUGUACGAUGACUUUCUUGGAGAUGAUACAAAAGCUGAUUCAAUUUGAUCCUAAGAAAAUUUGACGUUUCAGUGUCAUUAAUUUUUGCAAGUGCUGAAGUGCAGGUACAUAUUUUUGUUCAGAAGGCUGCAGAACAAAUUUCAUCCAACCACACCCUGCACAAUAAAGGGAAAAAAAAUGAAGAGAAAGAGACAAGAAAAGAGGGUAGAACUAGCAAACUUUAUUAGUCAUUGCUGCUCUUUAAAAAAAAAAAAAAAGAAAUUCUUCCAGUACAGACUAGUAACAUGAGUUUUUGGCUUAGAAUUCUUGUAAUUCCUUGAUGUGACUUCAUUUUGAAAGUAACACAGCUCCAUAUUGUGAGUUUGAAUGUUCCUUUACCCUGGAUAUAAUUUCGUGCAUACUCAAUGGUUUUGAUGACCAUUUUGUGGGGUGGGAUGAUUUGGUGUGAAUCAAUGUUUUUAACAAAU
Messenger RNA from Rubroshorea leprosula, 1286 nucleotides. The record is from the annotation of a GenBank genome assembly. Lineage: Eukaryota; Viridiplantae; Streptophyta; Magnoliopsida; Malvales; Dipterocarpaceae.